Pezoporus flaviventris is the source of this 1656-nucleotide messenger RNA. RefSeq names its product cytochrome P450 2J2-like. Lineage: Eukaryota; Metazoa; Chordata; Aves; Psittaciformes; Psittacidae. Gene Ontology annotation, biological process: xenobiotic metabolic process; arachidonate metabolic process. Gene Ontology annotation, molecular function: iron ion binding; oxidoreductase activity, acting on paired donors, with incorporation or reduction of molecular oxygen, reduced flavin or flavoprotein as one donor, and incorporation of one atom of oxygen; heme binding. The record is from RefSeq and is a predicted model, not a curated record. Gene Ontology annotation, cellular component: intracellular membrane-bounded organelle; cytoplasm. The coding region runs from base 1 to 1470 and encodes 489 amino acids. The transcript is spliced from 9 exons.
AUGUUGGGGAUUGCAGAGGUUUUUAUAGCUCUAGUAGUGUGUCUUCUGAUUUUGCAGUUCCUAAAGCUGCAGUGGAUGCGCACCCAGCUUCCUCCAGGACCAGCUCCCCUCCCCAUCAUCGGAAACUUGUGGCUGCUGGACUUCAGACUUCGUCGAGAAACUCUCGCUAAGUUAACCAACAUCUAUGGAAGCAUCUACACAUUGUGGAUGGGACAGACACCUAUGGUUGUACUAAACGGGUACAAAGCAGUAAAAGAUGGCAUCAUCACCCAUUCCGAGGAAGUUUCUGGAAGACCUCUCACCCCGUUCUACAGGGAUAUGAUGGGUGAGAAAGGUAUUUUUUUGACAAGUGGGCACACCUGGAAGCAACAAAGACGCUUUGGCAUGACCGUUAUAAGAACUCUGGCACUCGGUAAGAACAAUUUGGAGCACCAAAUUCAAGCAGAGGCCUGUCACCUUGUGGACAUCUUUGCAAACAUGAAAGGCAAACCUUUCGACCCCCACACUGUCAUUGUCCAGGCUAUUGCAAAUAUAAUUUGUGCUGUUGUCUUUGGUCACCGCUUCUCCACUGAGGAUGAAUCUUUCAGCAAACUUAUCAAAGCUGUUUAUUCUGUGAUCUACUUCCAAGCUACUAUCUGGGGCAGGAUGUAUGAUGCUUUCCCAUGGCUUAUGCACCACCUCCCAGGACCUCAUCAGAAAGUGUUUGCAUACAAUGACUUCAUGCACCAUUUAGUUAUGAAGGAGGUCCAAGCUCAUGAAAGACAGAAAACAGGUGUUUCACAGGAUCUCAUCGACUUCUACCUAGCUCAAAUAACAAAAACUAAAGACGACCCUACUUCUACAUUUAAUACAGAUAAUAUGGUGCAGACUGUAGUUGAUCUUUUGCUUGGAGGGACAGAAACAACAAGUACUACCCUUCUCUGGGCACUGCUCUAUAUGAUACAAUACCCAGAAAUACAAGAAAAGGUUCAAAGAGAGAUAGAGGCUGUUCUGGAGCCCUCCCAUCCCAUCAGUUAUGAAGACCGCAAGAAAUUGCCUUAUACAAAUGCUGUGAUUCACGAGGCUUUGCGGUACAGCAAUGUUACUUCUGUUGGGGUCCCUCGACAAUGCAUGAGGAAUACAACUUUGCUGGGUUUUCACAUUAAGAAGGGCACACUAGUACUGCCAAACCUGCACUCUGUUGUGUAUGACUCCGAGCACUGGGCGACCCCUUGGAAGUUCAACCCAAACCACUUCCUUGAUUUGGACGGCAACUUUGUGCACAAAGAGGCAUUCUUACCUUUCUCAGCAGGGCACCGCGUAUGUUUGGGGGAACAGAUGGCACGAGUUGAAUUGUUCAUCUUCUUUACCAACCUCCUUCGGGCAUUCAAAUUUCAGCUCCCCGAGGGAGUAAAGGAAAUCAAUUUGGAGUACAUUUUAGGUGCAAUACUGCAGCCACAUCCAUAUAAACUCUGUGCUAUUCCACGCUAAUCUGCAACACGCUACAAUGCAGAGAGACUUCAACCUGUCAGUAAUCGCAGAUACUUUAAAAACACUAUCACUAUCUCAAUUGUAUUCAAAUGCAGGUGGCUCAGCAUAGCAAAUUAUUAUGGCGUAGUUUUACUUAGGACUGAUAUGUAGCUGAGCUUCUUGAAAUUAAAAUAAGUGUACUUGCCA